AUGGGUAAACGAGGUCGCAAACCAAUUAAAAGUGAUUCAAAUACACGAUUAGAAAAAAGUCGUGAAAAAGAACUUGUUACGGAUCGUGAAAAAGCCAUCGUACAAUUGCAACAAGAAUUAGAACGUCUUCGAACAAUUUGUCAAUAUUUGGAUCAAAAUGGAAUUAAUAAUGAAAUACGUCAGGAGUUAAUUCAAUGGAAAGAUGAUCCCGAUGUGGCUAAUUUAAUAAAAUAA
This is a messenger RNA of Adineta steineri, 234 nucleotides long. The record is from the annotation of a GenBank genome assembly. NCBI's taxonomy places the organism in Eukaryota, Metazoa, Rotifera, Eurotatoria, Adinetida, Adinetidae.